UGGCGGUAGUUUGAAAUUGAAAGCACAUCUUUUCCCUAGCUGAAGUCAACAGUUAAGAUGGAGGAAUUUCGUCAUACAUUUGUGCGACUUUGUCGUGAUAAUCAUAUAGAGGCUCAAGAGUGUGUCUUGACUGCCCUAAAGAGUGCUGAGCAGACUCCGUCCACAGCAGUGUUGAACCUGUCCACUAACAAUGUCUCUGCCAAAAACUGCGCAGCUCUGGGCAAAGUCCUGGCCACCGACAGAACCUUCGUGGAACUGCGACUGUCAGACUGUAUGCUUACCGAAGAUGCUGUUAAAGGGAUUGCGUAUGGCCUCACCUCAAAUGUUUGGUGUCGAAAGUUGGACCUAAAGGGUAAUAAUAUCCGGGGAGUGGGUGUGGAGGUCCUGGGAAAGAUGUUACGACACAACAACACACUGGCCAGUAUGUGUUUGGAGUGGAAUUCUGUGGGGAUGAUUGACAACUCGUUUGCGGUGUUCUGUGAGGGUCUUGGCUCUAACUCGGCCCUAAAGGCUUUAGACCUGCGGAACAACCAGAUUAGUCACGAUGGAGCCGCAGAACUAGCUGCAGGACUAAAGCGAAACACCUCACUCAAAUCUCUGGACUUGCGCUGGAACAACGUGGGACUUUUGGGUGGGCGCGCUCUGCUGGAGAUGUUAGAGAGCAAUAAGACGUUAACAAGACUCGAGCUCGCCGGGAACAAUGUGCCCAGUGAUAUCCUAAAGGCUAUAGAGACAGCAGUUGGUCAUAAUGGAGACAGACAGGCCCUGUCAGAAAGUUACAGCAAGAGGACACAGACUCUGACACAUCACAUAAGACAACUGGAGAAAGACAAGAAUUCUCAGAUGGGAGAUUUGAUGAACACUCUUGAUAGACAAGAAGAGAUUUUAAGGAAAACCAAAAGGUCUUCAUCACAUAAAAUUGGAAGUCUACAGGAGUCUUUAGAAGAAAGGAAAGCAGCAUUUAACUCCCUUGCCGCCAAGCUUGCCCUGACAGAGUCUGAGCUCUCCUUAGCAGAGCAGAAGUAUAAUGAUUCCACCAUUGUCAUACAAAGAUUAAAACAGGAAUUGGCCGAUAACAACAGUAGUCACCAGAGUGAACUGAGGAGGGAGCGAGAGGACCGUGCAUUGACCGAGACGAAAAUGCUGAAGGAAUUGUCCGAGUCAAAUGACCGAUGUAUACACCUGGAAUCCAAACUGGGUGAUGUAGAGCGUAAGUGUAAGCAGCAACAAGAAGAGAUUUUUGACCUGAAGGAACAAGUUGCACACCUGCAAGCUGAUCUCAAGCUGAAGAGAGCUCAAUAUGAUGAUAAAAUACAGCAAAUCAAACAACAAAACAAAGAAACAGUGAGAGAAAUGGAUGUGUUGAAACAAAAGGAGAUAAACCGCCUUCAUCAGGAGAGUGAGGAAAGUGAAAAGGUGUUGAAGGAUCGUAUUGGGAAGCUGGAGCGUCAGCGUUUAGAUCUGGAGGAAGAGGUGGGACGUCACAAGUCUCUGUUAGCCCAGGAGAGACUGCAGGCCGAGGAGCAGCUGAUGAUUGCCAAGCAGAGGGCGAAAACUGAGGAGGAUCACAGGGUGAAACAGCUGGAGGAUAAGGUCCAUUUGUUACAGACCACAAAGGACGACCUCCAUUUACAGUGUAACCAACAGACAGGCAUGAUCUCUGACCUCCAGUCCAAGAACUCCAACUUAAGUUUGGAGCUGGAAUCCAUGAGGAGGAGAUUGGAAGACCUUAAUGUGGAAUUGGCCAAUAAAAACAAUGUGGUGAUGACAGAAGUUGGAAAAGUUAAGAUGGAAAUGACUCAGCAGCUCAGCAAGUUUGAAGGGGAAAGGCAGAUGACAUCUGAAUUACGGGACAAGCUAGACAAAGCGGAUCGGGAACUCUCCGAGCAAUUACUCAGACAUAGGGAAGCAAUGGAGACUAAGGACAAAGAGAUAGUUUUGCUGCAGGAAAAACUCAAAGGUCGUGAGCUGGAAUUGACACGGAUAAAGGAAGAAGAGUCUCAAAGAGCCACCAUGUUGCAGUCAGCCAUUUUGAACUACUGUAAUAGACCCAGCUUACCUUCAAAGUAGACCAUAUCAUAAGCACUGAAAAAUCUGUCCAAUUCAUGUAUAUAUUUACCAUACAUAAGCUUUUAUAUCAGAUGUUAAUAAUGAUGCAAAUCUAAAAUAUAAUUACCCUCAUUAUGCAGACUGCUAAUAUUUGAAAACAAUGUCAAUUUUGUGACAUAUGAUCAAUGGGAGUUCAUGCUAGAGUCCAGCUCAUGCCGUCAAUCUCAGUGAAAACAAUAAAUAAAUAAAUUAUUCCAGAAAUAGGCUGGUGGUACUAGCAAAGUUAUAACUAAAGUAAACUGCACUUCAAACAAAUUCCUGCAUUUCUGAGCAAAAACAUUUUGUACUUUAUUUUCCAUUUCACAAAAUGCAUUCUGAAAUCCCAGUGUUACUGUUGUUGUUAACAUUAAAUCUCCUUAAAUUAUAUUAUGUCAUGGCACAGUUUUGCUUAUGUUUUUUGUUUAAUUGUACAGUUAACCAUUAUUUAUUUAAAUAAACCUUUCUGUCCAAUUGUAUUUUAAUAUUGUUAUCAUAUUUGAGAAAUAUAUAUUCAUGUAUACAUUUUGUUAUGAUUGCUUGUAGUGUUAUAUCUGUUUUAAGUACUCUUGUGAAAACAUUAAAUAGUGGGAUAUCUCAUAAUUUGCAAAUUUAAACAUGUUAAAGUCAUGACAAAUGGGAUUUUUACCAGAGAAAAUUCAACCCUUCUAGGUUCAGAUAUGUAUUUGAGAUUGAUUUUCUUGACUAAAUUUUUAAAUGUACCUUAAUUAUUUUAAGAAAUUUAGGUGUUUCAAUGUGUAAUUGAAAGCUUUUCUGUCUUCUUAUAAAUGAGCCAGUAGCAUUGUCUUGCAGUUUGAAGUGUAGAUUGAUAUAUAUAUGCAUUAGACAGUGUCCUGUUAAAUAUUGCUAUUUGUUACUGUAAUGUUCUCUAUAGGAGAACUUGUGCAUUAGUUUUACAUAGAAAAAAUGUUGCCUGUAUCAAAGUACAUUCUACCUGUGACAUAAUGAAGGCAUAAUAUCAAACACUUGAUUACUUUGGACAAUAAUGACAAAGAGUGGAAAACAUAAACCUGUAUUUCUGAGUAUUUGCAUAUGUGUAUGAAUUGAGUGACAUCAGAUCUAUUUCACAUGACAGGGAUAGAAAUAAGGGGUGUAUACAUGCACCGAUGUACCCAUUUAUUUGACUGUGUUUAUAAAAUCUCCAAAUAUUUUAAACAUUUCAUCAGCUUCAGAAUUAAAAUCUUAUUCCUGUUAACAGUGUAAAAUUGUUAUAAAAUAUGUCCAUACACAUUUAAAUGUUUCAUGAUUUAGGAUGUAAAUAAAUUUUGGGCAUGUGAAGUAUUGUCUGUGCCCUGUAAAGUAUUGUCUAUGCACUUGUAAAGUAUUGUCUGUGCACCUGCUUUGUACAUCUCGGUGCACAUUGUAUAUGUAACAUUUAUUCUUAAAUUUGACCCCUGGGUAAACAUUUUAAGAGGUUUUGUGUCAGAGUAUAUGUAGUUUUACAUCCCCAUAUUUGCUCUGACUGAGAGUUGUCUUUCCUAGACAUCUGCUCAUGUUAAUUGAAUAUUUAAGGUAUUUUUCACAGGUAUGAGUAGAUAUACAUGGAUAUGGUUACCAUUACUCUUGAUACAAAGUCUCUGUAAGAACAUUAUAUAUGGCACUGCUGUUGACAACUUUCAGAGAUUCCUUGUUAUGAGGUGCAGCUGUGGAAUAUGUAUAAUUAUAUUGUUUCUUUCCUCAUAGAAAAGUUAAAACUGAGUCUGUAAAAUUCAUGAAUACAUGUAAUACCUAGUAAAAAACAAUUCACAAAUG
This is a messenger RNA of Liolophura sinensis, 3858 nucleotides long. Its product is annotated as leucine-rich repeat-containing protein 45-like. The record is from RefSeq and is a predicted model, not a curated record. The coding region runs from base 58 to 2070 and encodes 670 amino acids. Lineage: Eukaryota; Metazoa; Mollusca; Polyplacophora; Chitonida; Chitonidae. The transcript is spliced from 18 exons. Gene Ontology annotation, molecular function: protein binding. Gene Ontology annotation, cellular component: centrosome; plasma membrane.